AUGAAAAUAUUUGUGAAAACACUCACUGGGAAAACCAUCACGUUGGAAGUAGAGAGUUCGGACAACAUAGACAAUGUGAAGGCAAAAAUUCAAGACAAAGAGGGGAUCCCGCCAGAUCAGCAGAGAUUAAUCUUUGCUGGUAAACAGCUUGAAGAUGGCCGUACGUUGGCUGAUUAUAAUAUCCAAAAGGAAUCAACUUUAUAUUUGGUGCUUCGUCUGCGUGGUGGAAUGCAGAUUUUUGUCAAGACACUGACAGGAAAGACCAUUACUUUGGAGGUGGAAAGCUCGGACAUCAUUGAUAAUGUUAAGGCUGAUGUCCCAAAAUAUGUUAAAGUUUAUCACUCAAGGUUUGAAGAAUUUCAGCAGCUAUUGCAGUUCCUGGUGUUAAGGGAAUAA
Messenger RNA from Hevea brasiliensis (rubber tree), 396 nucleotides. Its product is annotated as ubiquitin-like. The record is from RefSeq and is a predicted model, not a curated record. Gene Ontology annotation, cellular component: nucleus; cytoplasm. The coding region runs from base 1 to 396 and encodes 131 amino acids. Gene Ontology annotation, biological process: protein ubiquitination; modification-dependent protein catabolic process. The transcript is spliced from 2 exons. Lineage: Eukaryota; Viridiplantae; Streptophyta; Magnoliopsida; Malpighiales; Euphorbiaceae. Gene Ontology annotation, molecular function: ubiquitin protein ligase binding; protein tag activity.